Molecule: messenger RNA, 363 nt
Organism: Capsicum annuum
Lineage: Eukaryota; Viridiplantae; Streptophyta; Magnoliopsida; Solanales; Solanaceae
Exons: 3
Coding region: 1-363 (120 amino acids)
Biological process (GO): chromatin remodeling
Cellular component (GO): nucleus
Source: RefSeq, a predicted model, not a curated record
AUGACAUUCUUGAUUACUGUAACUUUUAACAUUAACUUCAGACGGUCUCUGACUGGUCCGGCGGACGCCGGUGAUGGCGUAGCAGCAUCGAAAACAGGUAAGACGUUAAUAGGAGACCAGCUUCUGGUAACACCAGGAAGAAACCCAAGUGACAUUCCGGCAACUGCUUAUGCGCCACAGGUGGGCCUGCACGAGAAGGAAAAGAGGAGAUUUUGGGGAGUUUUGGAUGAGGUGGUUAGUAAUGUUCCUAGCUCGGAGAAGUUUUUCUUAGGAGGGGACUUCAAUGGGCACAUCGAGGCUUUACCGGUAGGUUAUGAGGAGGUGCACGGUAGCUUUGUCUUUGGGGAUAGGAACGAUGCAUGA